Acytostelium subglobosum LB1 is the source of this 777-nucleotide messenger RNA. RefSeq lists its product as hypothetical. The coding region runs from base 1 to 777 and encodes 258 amino acids. Gene Ontology annotation, molecular function: oxidoreductase activity. Gene Ontology annotation, cellular component: cytosol. The record is from RefSeq and is a predicted model, not a curated record. Lineage: Eukaryota; Evosea; Eumycetozoa; Acytosteliales; Acytosteliaceae. The transcript has 4 exons.
AUGUUCAGACAACUCACAAACAGAGUCGUAUUAAUUACUGGAGCAUCAUCAGGCAUCGGUGAGUCAUGUGCUAGAUUGUUCCAUCAACAGGGUAACCAUGUCAUCUUGUUGGGACGAAGAAUCGAGAGAUUGAAUGAGAUCAAGUCACAGAUGGAGAAGACAGAGUCAAAGUCACAGGUGGUCACCAUUGAGUGUGAUGUCUCAUGUCAAGAGUCUGUCAACAAGAUGGUCGAGAGCAUCCCAACCAACCUCAAAGACAUUGACAUCCUCAUCAACAAUGCUGGUCUGGCACUCGGUGUCGACCCAGUCUCACAAGUGUCAAUGGACGACGUUGACAAGAUGUUCGAUACCAAUGUCAAGGGUGUGUUCAAGAUCACCAGAGCAUUGUUGAAUGGAAUGAUCCAGCGCAACAGAGGACACAUAUUCAAUGUGAGCAGCAUUGCAGGCCAUCAGUGGUACGUCAACGGCAGCAUCUAUUGUGCCACCAAGGCCGCUGUCAAUGCCUUCUCUGAUGUGCUGAGGAAGGAGGUCGUUGCCACCAAGAUCAGAGUGACCAACGUCUGCCCCGGUCUCGUCGAGACCGAGUUCUCACUGGUGCGCUUUGCAGGCGAUCAAGAGAAGGCCAAGAAGCCCUACAUUGGCAUCGAGCCACUCGUACCCGAUGACAUUGCCGAUAACAUCUUCUACUGUGCAUCCAGACCUGAGCACGUUCAGAUCACCACCAUCGAGACGAUGGCCAACAAUCAAGCUGCCACCACUGUUAUCCACAGGACCUAA